AAACCUUCUUUACCUUUUUUAUCAACAAAAUAAAUACUUCUGAUUUUUGGUGGAGAAAUUUAUUAGAGUAAAUAAAGAAUCUUGGGAAUCUAAAAGAGUUAACUUUUUCCAUGGUGUAAUAAUGAAUCAUGCGAUAUAACACGACAAUGAAAUAAGUGCAUCUAUCCUCUUCACUUUUCCAUUUUCCUCUCUCAUUCUUGGGAGUAAAUAAUUUCUUCUUGGCAAGAAAAAAACGAACACAAAAAAAAUGAGGAACACGCCUACUACUCGGAGAUCAUCGGUCCGACGCCGUCUAACACCGGAGCCAGAACCAGCGGUGAAAAAGUUCAUCAAGAUAAUUAAUCUUUCAACUAUCAAGGAAAAUAUGAUGAAAAUUCCGGAGAGAUUUGUAAGAUUAGGUCCCAAACUCACUGACAAUGUGACUCUCGAGACUCCUGUGGGUUUCAAGCGUUCGAUUCGGAUCAAACGGAUUGGUAAUGAGGUCUGGUUUGAGAAAGGUUGGAGUGAGUUUGCUGAGGCUCAUUCUUUGAGUGAAGGUCAUUUUCUGUUCUUUCAUUACAAAGGGAAGUCUAGUUUUAGCGUUGUGAUCUUUGAUGUGACUGCUUCUGAGAUUGAGUAUCCGCUGGACAAAGUUUAUGUCAUUGAGAGUAAUGAUGAUGAUGAUAAAGAAGAAGUGAUGGAAGUUAUGGAUGAUGAUGAUGAACAAGGGUUUGCUGGAUUUGAAAGUAGUGAGAGUGAAGAAGUGAUUGAAUUGGAUGAAUUGUUGAACAAGAAGAAGAGGAAAGAGUCAGCGUUAAGUCUGAGAAAUUUGCAACAUUUUGAUAAUGUUGAAGAGGUUGAUUGAAUGGGGUUAAAGAAGAUAAGAGAGUCAUGGGGAGGUGUAAGAGAAGGUUUUACAAAUUUUGUGAUCCGAACAAAGAUCUCUGCGGUUUCUAGUUAUCGGUUUGGAAGCUUCACUGUAGUAAAAACUUUGGAACAUUUUAAGACCCUUUUUGUGUAAUAUUGUGUGUAGUGGAAAAUGCUUGUCUGAAUCUGGCAGAAGCUUUAGCUUAAUCGUUGUAAGAACUCGGCUAACUUUUGAAAUCCUUUUGUGUAAAAUUACUUGUCAUGCC
Messenger RNA from Camelina sativa (false flax), 1112 nucleotides. RefSeq names its product B3 domain-containing protein At1g49475-like. Gene Ontology annotation, molecular function: DNA binding. Lineage: Eukaryota; Viridiplantae; Streptophyta; Magnoliopsida; Brassicales; Brassicaceae. The record is from RefSeq and is a predicted model, not a curated record.